Rotaria sordida is the source of this 993-nucleotide messenger RNA. The record is from the annotation of a GenBank genome assembly. NCBI's taxonomy places the organism in Eukaryota, Metazoa, Rotifera, Eurotatoria, Philodinida, Philodinidae.
AUGUCAUCGAUCGACGUUAAAAUCAGUCAAAUAAACUCAGCAACAGCAAUAAUUGUACUCGUUAUAUUAUGUAUUGCAUUUGCAAUAGGUUCAAUUGGUCUUAUAUUUAAUGUAAUUGUAUUUACUCGACCAAAUUUACGUCGUGAACCAUGUUCACUUUAUUUUUUAUCAUCAACAUUUUUCAAUUUAUUUUUCGUAUUUGUGAUUAUACCUGUACGUAUUCUUUCAAAUAGUUUUAACAUAUCUAUGUCUAAUUAUAAUGCUGGACUUUGUAAAAUAGAAAUUUUUGCUUUUUACUCAGUACGUUCAAUAUCUUGUUGGUUAGUUGCAAUGGCUUGUAUUGAUAGAUAUUUACAUAGUUCAGCAAAUGCUAAUAUUCGUCGAUUCAGUUCAUUAAAAACAGCAAAAAUAACAAUUGCAAGUAUCAUUAUUAUAAUUCUUAUCUUAUACACUCAUAUGAUGUUCUUAUCGUACAUUUAUGUCAUUUUGGUAUAUGCAUUCUAUUCACUUUUUCCAUCAUGUUUAAUGAUUCUAUUUGGUUGUUUUACAAUGAAUAAUAUACGUAAACGUCGUCAAAUUGUUUCAGUAUUAAACGAAAAUCAUAGAAUUAUUCAACGUACAGAUAAUCAAUUAUUACGUAUGUUAGUAGCUCAAGUACUUGUAAUCAUUAUUACUACUUUACCACAGACAGUCUAUCAAAUUUAUGCAUCACUUACAAUGAAUUUAGUUAAAGAUACACUUCGAAUUGCUCAAGAAAAUUUAGCUAAUAAAACAUCGGGUGGAAUGACAUACUUUUGUCAUUCGACUAGUUUUUAUUUGUUUACAUUAUCAGGUAGUAUCUUUCGUCGAGAACUUUACAAAUUUAUUUCACAAUGUUGUCAUGUCAACCGAACUCGUGUGAAUAUAUUUCGUUCUGAAAUGAAUCAAAUGUCAACUUUAACUAAGAAUCGAAAAUUAACUGGUAUAAAAAAUACUCUUGUGCGACAAUCAUAA